GAGGCGACUUCUCUCGGUCACAGCCUGAAUUCAGGGCGCCGCCGGCUCCUCACAGCGAAUCCACGCCCAGACGACACAUCCCGUGACAUCCCGCUGAGGGGCAAGAGACACCUGCGGAAAGGAAAUGUCGCUGCAGUGGAACAGCAGCUCCUCUCUCAAGGUCAGACACUUCAGCAAGGACCACAACCAGUUCUCUGAACAACUACACAAGUCACUGAUGAUGAACAAAGACAGGAAUCAGGUAACUGAGAAGAUCCUGAACCUCACCCUGGAGAUCAUCUUCCUGCUGACCGGAGAGGAUUAUAUGGUUGUGAAGAAGCAGGAGGAUUGUGACUCAGUUGGCAGCGCCUAUGAAUCGCCCCGAGAGCUGCACAAGAGUCCUGACUUACAUCCGACACUAGAUGUGAUAUGUGACAGAGACAAUGGCCGGAAGGAAAGCGACAGGCUCCUGGACUCUGGCUCUCCUGCAAUUGAAAUACGGACCAAGCAAGAUUCAGGUCUUUUAAAGGAAACAAAAGUGAAAGAAAUGCAAAUAGUUAAUAUACAGAAGAUAAAUACACCACAUAAAACUCUCAAGGCCAAUUAUUCACCGGAGAAGAAUAAAAGGAAUGCACAGGAUUAUCAGACUGAUUCCAAAGAGGGGCCUUUUCUGUGUAAGGAGGAAGAGAUUCCUUUAUCCAUCAGCCAAGACUGCAUCAUUGUAAGGUCAGUGAAAUCAAGGAAUGAGCCCGAACUGAGUAUUCGAGACCUUCAGAACCACAAGGAGAAGAGAAUUCUUCCAGCUACCCAUGCAGACGGAUCCAGUGACAAGAAGGAAUCAGCAAGAAGCCACAUGAACCCUUACUCCCAUUUGGGCACAGAGGAGGUUCCCAAUAUCCCACAGGAGUAUCAGAUUGAACCUGAUGUGAUCCUACCCCAGCAGUGUAAAGAGGAGGAGCUUUCUUCUGAGUUCACAACAGUGAUUUUAGAUUUUGGUGAUUCUGACGUGAGUGAUGAUGAUCAGCAGGAAGAGGGAAUUCAACCAGACGCUUGUGUGGUAGGUGAGUCUAUUACUUCUGAGGGCCAGACUAAUGCGCAUCUAAUCUCACUAUCGGACGAAUACCAGGAGAGUUAUUUCUACCAACCCGAUGGCGACGCGCAGCAAAAUCUUGCCGAGAAGGAGCCGUAUUCGUGUUUUGAAUGCGGCAAAUGUUUCCCGUACAAAUCCGGUCUCAUCACCCACCAGCGGGUCCACACCGGGCAGAAACCCUUCUCUUGUUCCGACUGCGGGAAAUGCUUCAAAGACAAAUCGGUCCUGUUCAAGCACCAGAAGAUCCACACGGGGGAGAAACCCUACGCCUGUUCCUACUGCGGCAAAUGCUUCUUGUACAAAUCUACGCUGGUCACGCACCAGAGGACUCACACGGGGGAGAAGCCAUUCGAGUGCAUGCAGUGCGGCAAGUGUUUCGGAGACAAAUCCGUCCUACUUAGACAUAAAAAGAUCCACACAGGGGUCAAACAGUUCUCCUGCUCCGAAUGCGGGAAGCGAUUUACCAGGAACACAAGUCUCGUUACACAUCGGAAGAUCCACAGGAGAUGAGCCAAUAGCAUCGUGACAAUGGGAUCGGCCCCAACCCAAACUGCACGUUACACGUUUCAUGUAAGAGAGAAACGACUUACAGGUUCUGACUGUGGCAAUCACGGCAGAUAUUCUUGUGUUGCUAUGGUGAUGGCAAGGGCUCCAGGGUAUCCGUGGUAUAUAUUGGUAUCUUGCUAUGCAUUAUGGGGAAUGGCGUCACCGAAGCAAAAGCUUGUUUCACUUAUUUUUUUUAAGCCAUGAAAUAAUGAUCUGUCUGUUUUUAAUGGGAAUUUUGUACAUAUACAUCCUCACUUGUGGUUUUAGGGCAAACCGGUGGGCUACCGUAUUCUGCAUGUGAAGUGCCUAUGGUUCCAGUAAAUGCAUUAAGAACACAAUACACAGGAAGAACAAAGGGCCAGAUUCAAUUCAGUGAGAAAAGGGUUUAUCAUGUGAAAAGUCAUAUUUGAGAUGCAGUUCAAUUCAGAAAAACGUAUCUCACGGUUUGUCAUGUGAAAACUCAUGUUGAAGUCUAUGGGAAAAAACAGUAACUGACUUUGGAGAAACGUUUUUCUUCUCGACUUGAAUCUCGUCUAUGACUUUUCACGUGAUAAACCAUGAGAUAACUUUUUCUCACUGAUUUGAAUCUGGCCCAAAGUCUGAUAUGCUUGUUCCAUGUUGCCAUAUUGUCCUACUGUUUCCAUCUUCUAAUACACUUGCCCCGCUGCCUCCAUCUUUGCCCCGCUGCCUCCAUCUUUGCCCCGCUGCCUCUGCUUUGCCCAUUGUCUUCAUCUGGUGUAAGUUUCCAGCUCAUGCUCUUCGGCUCAGUGUUCCUAAUGCAUUCAGUAGCACUCAUUUAUAUAAACACUGGGCAAAUUUGCUCCUGGGCAGUAAACCAUGGCAACCAAUCAGGUGAUUGCUUUCAGUGCAGCUGAUCACUGAUUGGUUGCUAUGGGUUACUGCCCAGGUGCAAAUUUGCCCGGUGUUUAUAAAUGAGCCCCAGUAUGUCACAUGGUAAUGCUAGAGCAAUGAUCACAUGACUGCUAAUGGCAACCUGUAAAGUUGCCAGUGAAGGUGGAAUGUCACAUGAUCUCAUAGGGGGGAAUACACAAAAGUGUCGGUAAAAGAAGUAACCCAGAAGCUGACAAAGUUGUAAAAUGUCGUACGAACGGCAAAUUCACAAAGGUAAGUCUGACAACUUUCUAAAAUUUCGUAAAAUCUUUUCGUUGGACAGACGACAUUUUACCGAUUGUUUUCAAAAGACAAUAUUUCAUUUUGAAGAGCCUAAUGUGUCCGAGCAAUUCAUACAAAUUCAGGGAAAAGUGCUGCAUAAAAAAACCAGGCUCACUUUUAACGACACCAUUUCAGAU
Molecule: messenger RNA, 2925 nt
Organism: Xenopus laevis (African clawed frog)
Lineage: Eukaryota; Metazoa; Chordata; Amphibia; Anura; Pipidae
Gene: znf300.L
Product: gastrula zinc finger protein XlCGF48.2-like
Exons: 11
Coding region: 125-1579 (484 amino acids)
Source: RefSeq, a predicted model, not a curated record